Molecule: messenger RNA, 2926 nt
Organism: Staurois parvus
Lineage: Eukaryota; Metazoa; Chordata; Amphibia; Anura; Ranidae
Source: the annotation of a GenBank genome assembly
AUGGGGUUAUUGGCUCAGUUUCCUCCUUGUCUGGCUUUGUAUGGGGCUGUGGCUCGGUUGAUGUUCUCCUUGUCCGGCUUUGUAUGGGGCUGUGGCUUGGUUGAUGUUCUCCUUGUUUGGCUUUGUAUGGGGCUGUGGCUGGGUUGUUGUUCUCCUUGUCUGGCUUGGUUUGGGACUGUGGCUGGGCCAGCGUCCUCCUUGUCUCUAUAUUUAUAUCUUCUUCUUUUUCAGAUGUGGAAGCAGAAGUGGCAGAAGAAGGGAGAGCAGUUUGGUGGAGGAGGAAAACAUUUUAACCGCAGUGAGGAUACUUGCUUCCAUUGUGGCAGGAAGGGUCAUUGGGCAUCUCAGUGUCCUGGCAAAGUACUUCCGGUUACGAAGCCUGAGGAGGCGGAGCCUAUGGAGGAAGAGAUCAUGUUACCAUCACUGGAGGAUGUGGCCAGGAUGACCAACACUCCGAUGGGGACCAUCACGGAAAUCUGUGAAGGUCACCAUAAUGCGAACCACGAAGUGAUCAGGCCGGUAUAUGAACCAGCCCCACUCCCUCCCACCAUGACGCCUCUUUAUGAGCUGGAACCAUCAGGGACAGUCCAAGAUACGCCCCCCGAGGUGUACGCCGCACUUGCUGAGUUGGGUUAUCACCGUUUCCGUCCAGGGCAGGAAGAGGCCAUCAUGAGGAUCCUAUCCGGUCUGUCCUCCCUGGUAAUCCUCUCCACAGGAAUGGGGAAAUCUCUGUGUUAUCAGCUACCAGCAUUCAUGUAUGCAAAGAGGUCACCGUGCAUCACGCUGGUCAUAUCACCACUAGUGUCACUGAUGGAUGACCAGGUGUCUGGUCUUCCCUCCAAACUUAAAGCCGUGUGUAUUCACUCCAACAUGACAAGAAAUCAGCGAGAAGCAGCUAUGGAGAAGGUGAAACAAGGCAAGGUGCACGUGCUGCUCCUUUCCCCGGAGGCUCUGGUUGGUGGGGGUCUGUCAGGAUCCAGUUGUUUGCCCCCUGCUGACCAGCUCCCCCCAGUGGCCUUUGCAUGUAUAGAUGAAGUUCACUGUGUCUCGGAGUGGUCCCACAACUUCCGGCCUUGUUACCUUCGGCUGUGUAAAGUUCUCCGGGAACGCCUCGGUGUGCGGUGUCUUCUUGGCCUUACAGCCACAGCCACCCUGGGUACCGCUCAAGAUGUAGCCCGUCACCUGGAGGUGUCAGACAUCGACAAGACGCCUCUGCGGCUGGCAGCUGUGCCUCCUAAUCUACACCUAUCUGUGUCCAUGGACCAAGACCGGGACCAGGCACUUGUUACGCUUCUAAAAGGUGAACGUUUUGGUUGUUGUCUGGAUUCUGUCAUCAUCUAUUGCACACGAAGGGAGGAGACACAGCGCUUGGCCGCGUUGCUUCGAACGUGCCUGCAGGGGGUGAUGGUGAAUCGCCCAGCAGAGGAGAAUGUGUCAGUGGAGAGUGACAAGAAGAAAGCGCAGGCAAGAAAGAAGAUUCGCCGCCCACUGAAGUGGAUGGCGGAUUCAUACCAUGCAGGGUUGUCGGCUGCUGAGCGCAGGAGGGUACAGAACAACUUCAUGAGUGGUCAGCUUCGAAUCGUCGUGGCUACUGUGGCGUUCGGGAUGGGUCUGGAUAAAUCUGACGUUCGAGGGAUCAUCCAUUACAAUAUGCCUAAAAACUUUGAGAGCUACGUCCAGGAGAUUGGCAGAGCUGGGCGAGAUGGCAAGGAUGCCCACUGUCACCUCUUCCUAGACCCCAAUUCGCAGGAUUUGGAUGAGCUGCGCAGACAUGUGUACGCCGAUUCUGUGGACUACAUUACGGUGAAGAAACUGGUCCAGAGAGUCUUUCCUACGUGCAAGUGUCGUGACAUCCAGAACAAGCGUGAGGCCCUAAGGAGGGGCUGUGAGCUGGAUGAUGAUGAAAUGUUGGAUUUCCUGGCACAGUGUGAUGGUGAGGAAGAGGCCAGACCUCCAUCUAUGGACAAAGCGGUGGAGCGGACGUGCCAUAGACAUGAGCGUGUUCUUCCUAUAGAGGAGACCGUGCAGGCGCUGGACGUCCGGGAGGAAGGUAUUGAGACUCUUCUUUGCUAUCUGGAACUCCAUUCUUCUCAUUGGUUGGAGCUCCUGCACCCCACCUUAUCGGUCUGUCGUGUCACUUGCUACAGUGGUCCUCGGCAGUUGCGUGGCAUCGCGCACAGCUGCCCCCCUGUAGCUGUGGCUCUGGCUCGGGAACGACUGUCGGGUGUUGAUCACACACACACCAGUUCUGUGGAGUUCAAUGUGGUGGAGGUGGCGGACUUCAUGGGCUGGGAAGUCGUUCUAGUGAAGAGAGGUCUCCGGAACCUGCAAUGGAACUCUUCUUCCUCCGGAGGUUUCCGGGGUACAGGCCGCAGCGGUGUCCUGGUUGAGUUCAGCGCGCUGUCCUUUCACUUCCGUUCUUACGGAGAUCUGACAGAUGAGGAAUUGGAGGAUGUCUGUGAUUUUCUCCAUCACAAAGUUUCUUCACGAGAGGCGACGGCUCUGAGACAACUGAAGUCUUGUUACCGGGUGUUCCAGAGUGUGACGUACAGGAGCAGCGCGGCCUGCGCAGAGCAAGUCAAUCUGGAGCGCAGCGCUCAGCUGAAGGCUCAUAUCCUGGAGUACUUUGAGGGGAGAAAUCCUCUGAACGAUGAAGGACGGGAGAAUGCCGAGGAAGAGCUGAGCAAAGAGAAGGCCGAAGAUUGGUUGGCUCAGCUGUCUUGUGACGUUCGCCUUUUCCUCUCCAUUCACCAAGAUGAGCGUUUCUCUGGACGAAAUCUUGCCCGGGAUUUUUCAUGGGAUCGGAAGUCCAUGUUACCCAGCACAGGUCUAUGGGCGGGAUCGGCGCUUCUGGCGGAAAUACCUCCACUUGGACUUUACCAAAGUCAUGCAGAUCUGUAAAGAGGAAAUCAUCCGUCUGCGCUGA